Messenger RNA from Cadophora gregata, 975 nucleotides. RefSeq lists its product as uncharacterized. Bases 1 to 975 code for a protein of 324 amino acids. The record is from RefSeq and is a predicted model, not a curated record. The transcript is spliced from 2 exons. Lineage: Eukaryota; Fungi; Ascomycota; Leotiomycetes; Helotiales; Ploettnerulaceae.
AUGUCUGCAGAGGUCGCAAAGAAGAGAGGGCGGCCAAAGAAGGUUAUUUCUGACCCGGUAGAGGUGGAGGUUCUGGAGACUGCGAAGAAGGCGACAACCAGGGCGAAAUCUACAAAGACGGCCGCGAAGGGAGUGAAAGCAGCUCCGGCGACACCUGCGAAGGCUACUGUCGUGAAGAAGAGUGUGUCAAAAGCUGCUGAGAUACCUGUAGUGUCGAAGAUAGCGACGAAGAGUUCUGCACCAAGUGCGAAACCGGUUGAGAAGGCAAUUGUCGCCAAACCUACCCCCACUUCCCCGACGACGUCGAAGAUAUUGGAACAGGUGAAGGAACUGGAAGCGAAGAAGGGGAAUGUCACACAAGAGUCUGCAAAGGGAACAGCACCGACGGACGGCAAACUGAAGGGAGAAUCGACACCAGAGUCAGCUAAAAUGGUCGAAAGGUCACAGCAGCAAUCCAGUACCAAGCCAUCUACGAUCUCAUCAAAACCCCAACCAACAAUGGCAACCAAACCAACCCCUCCAUCCUCACAACCCAAACCAUUUCCCUCUCCAAUCUCACCAAAUCCAAAGGCCCCGACAAAAGCUUCCCCUCCCCCUCCCCCUCCCUCGAAAUCCACACCACCACCACCCCCUCACUCAGCCGCAAAACCUACACCCAAACCACCACACGUCCCAAUCGCCGAACUCAAUUCCGCGAUCGUUUCCAAUAUCGCGGCGAGAGCGGGAGCACGACCCAAUACCGCGGGAAGCCAGCAGUUGCCGAAGAAUUAUAGGCCUGUUGCGAGGAAGGUCACGAUGGCGAUUGUGGCGCUGCCGAUUGCGAUUGUGACGAGUUAUGUGUUGUAUCAGAGAUUGGUUCUGGGAGAGGAGAAGAAGUUGUUCCCGAUGCCGAAACAGAUGAUGGGUGUAGAUACGGAGACGAAGAUUGAGCUGUCGAGUUCAGGGUCGAAUUCGACUCCAGCUUCGAGUCAGUAG